This is a messenger RNA of Lasiosphaeria miniovina, 1491 nucleotides long. RefSeq lists its product as uncharacterized. The record is from RefSeq and is a predicted model, not a curated record. NCBI's taxonomy places the organism in Eukaryota, Fungi, Ascomycota, Sordariomycetes, Sordariales, Lasiosphaeriaceae. The coding region runs from base 1 to 1362 and encodes 453 amino acids. The transcript has 5 exons.
AUGAGUAUUGAAGCAGAAUUGGUCGAGUUGCAAGCGAUUGAAAUAGGGAGCCCUUGGCUCGUGAUACCCGGCUUUGACUCGAGGUGGAAGCUCCCGCCAGGCCACCGGCCCGACAACGACGACUUUUGCGCUGCUACGACGGCCCACCGCACGCCCUGUCGGAUUAGCGACACCCACACGGGGAAGAAUAGCCGGACGAAGAUGGCCACGGGGUGGCCUAGCGCUAGCAUCACCCGUUGGGACCACGUCCCCGAUGGCCACGUACCCGAUGGCCACGGCCACGGAGAUGGCUACAAUCUCGGCACCGCCACUGCUACCAAGGCGACAUACAACGGUAGCAUCGACCUGGGCCUUAUCGACGCACUUCAUUUUUAUCUGGACGAGUUCGGACAGGUUGCGCCUCUCUUCGGUCUACGCGAUCUGCAGACUGAAACCGAUCUGCUUUUCGAUCUCAGCGACCCUAUGCAGCUAGGGAUUGUUUAUCCGGAUAAUACAGCAGUUAUAUUCAAUGACACCGGAAUCACUGUUCUGACCGCGGAUGGCUCGAGCGUUGUGGCUCUUGUCCUGCCAGUCAUCUACGACUAUCUCGUUCAACAAGGCGGCGGUGGUGGUGGCACUAGAAAAUCGAAGAGACGGACUUUCCAGAGACCUCAACAGGUGAAGGUGGUGGUGUUCGACCAGUGCGGGCAUACACCGACGGAUCCCUUUGACGUCGAAUUGUCAGUGGGUCCCGGGUUCAACUCUGGGUUUGACUGCAUCCCACAUGGCGAUGUUGUCAACGGAAUACCCAUGCAAGGGGUCAACGGUCUCUACAAAUGGGAAUGCACAUGGCCGAACCCCGACAGCCCAGAGCAGGAAUGCGAGGUGGCCCUGCUGCGCCAGCUGGGCUAUUACAGGGACUCCUACGGCACUGCGGUUCCUGCCACAGACUUGGUUUCGAUCUUCUCCCGGGGGCUGGGCCUAAUCCCUCCGCCUAAUGGAGCGGCUGCAAGUAUUCUCAACAACACAUGGUGGCAUUUUGUGCCGCUUUGGAGCCCCACAAUAUUGGGGCUCAACGGUCUCAUCUAUCUUGAGCAGCUCAUCGAGUCUCAGGGACUUGACCCGAACGCCACCGCCCAGAAUAUCUGCAUUGCUUAUAGCAAUCUCAACGACAACGCCAGCCCCCUCGCGAUCAUCCAACAGCACAACCACCACUUCAAACUCGACAUCAGCGACCACCUCACCCUUCUUCUGCCUCACCGUAUUCUCACAACCGCCAACAUCCGUGUCUUGGAUCUGCACCAUCCCGGGCCGUUGCGACGCAGCGCUGGCAUCAGCGUGCUCCACCUUCUGGAUGCAAGGCAACUUGCUAGACGGCUGUAAUUGUGGGUUCGACUCGCAGCAUAAACAACGAUGUUACAAAUUCCUUAAUCCCAUCACUGAAACGGAGAUUCCUUGUUUUCGAAAGGAGGAUUGCCCGGGGAAUCUGGAUUGUAAUAUUUUGUAUGUGUG